UCAGUUGAGGGCCACAAAUUAACUUUGUUAGGGCUGGACGUUUGACAUACCUGUGUUAAAGCGUAUUUUAAAAAACUGAUUUUAAAACAUUUUCUCAACUGUCUGUCUACAUAAUUGUUCUAGGUUUGUCAUGCUUGGUAUAAUUGUGUUCAUCUGAGAAAGGGCUUUUGAAUGAGACCCCAACUUGGUCCAUUUCCAACAAUGCUGAGUUAUCAAAAUUUCUACCAACUGAAGGAUCUGGAGCCAGGGAGACAUAUAGGUGGAUGGUGCUUAUUGAGAGAGAUUUCUUCAGGUGAAGGAGAUGGGCUUCUACAUCAGCUCCUUGUCUAGAGCCACCUGCGGCAAAGCACACCCCGACUCCCAGUCAUCCCCAAGACAUUAUCAGGUGGCUCCAAGCUACAAUUACAGAUGGACAGAUCUUCACUACGAGGCUAGCAGGGGCAACAUGGAGAAACUGCAACAACUCCUAGUGACCUCAGACAGGGAGCUGGUUGACAGAAAGGAUUACUAUGGCAAGACUCCACUCUACUGGGCUGCGUAUAAAGGGCAGAAGCUUUCCAUGGAGUUACUGCUGCAACAUGGAGCCAGUGUGAACACGUGCUGUAAACAUGGAGGAACGCCCCUUCAUGCAGCCAUUGGCCUCUUCCCAGACUGCACUCUACUGCUGAUACAGCAUGGUGCUGAUGUGAAUCUUCAGGAUAACUGGGGAGUGACUCCCAUGUACCUGGCAGCUUGCAGUGGGCAGAUAGAGUGUAUCCAGCUUCUGGUGCAGGCUGGCGCUGACAUCACUUACAAGAACAAGAAGACAGGAGCCCCCCCUAAGCGUCUGGUCUCACAAACUGCGCUGAUAUCCUGGAUCGAAUCCUGCUGCCGGCAGCCGCGCUCCCUGAAACACCUCAGCCGCCUGCGCAUCCGAACCGCCCUUGGGCAUCAGAGGCUUGAAGCCAUUGGGGGAUUUGACCUCCCACCCCCACUGAAGCGCUACCUUAUGUAUGAGGACCUUGUUCUGCAGGAUCGCCCAUAGUGGUGGGAAGUCUGCCCAGUCUACACCUGUAUCCACAAGGACAAAGUGACAGUGGAGAGAGGAGCCGACACUGUUUUAUCUUUUCAGUCAUCAGCUCCUCAAAGCCACAAGAGAGAUGGAUUUUGUGUUGUCAUCUUACCUUUCUGUGGCCUAAUCUGAGCCCCACCCUGGAACGGGUCAGAGGCUGCUGUCUGCAGAGACUGCUGGUGAUUCUUAAUCUGGAACAUGCCGGUAGCUCCAGGGUGCAUUCUGAGGAGAGCAAAGCCCUGUCUCCUGCCCUGAAGAGCUUGCUAGGUAACAUGCUACAGCAGGAAUCAGAGAGCUGGUCUCAGCCAGGAGGAGAGAAGGGGCUCCUCUCCCUUCAUUUCUCAUUCAGGGGCUUUGCUGUGAUCUGAUCCCAUGUCCCUUUCCUCACCACAUACCUCCGGUGGUGCAGAGGAACUCGCUCCACUCAAGGAUACCCCUCCCAUCCAAACCAGACUAAAAAGGAAAGCAGGAACGCUCGGUAUCACACUUCCAGGAGCUCCUGAAGGCCCCAGGUCUCAAGUAGAGCCGUGAGCUCUGCCUCCAUGAGCUACUACAUGGAAAUGCCAGAAAUUUUCAUAACCCAGAUCCAAUUCUGAGGAAACAGAGGGGAAGGAACAAGGGCUGUAGAGGGGAGAGGGGUCAAAGAUGAGAUCUGAAAAGAAGAAUAGGAGUAAAAUGCUGAAGAUCGUGCUGUGUCUGCUCCAAGUGUCAGAUCCCUGUUCCCCCUCACCUGCUCAUCCUGAGGACUGCAGCAAGCCUCUGGCAUGGAGGGGUGGGGAUGCCAGGAGGACCCUGCAGAGUAUUGUGCAGGAGGCUACUACCCUGUGCAGAAGGGAGACACAUUCAGUGGAAGAUACCAGGUGGUGCACAAGCUGGGCUGUGGCUACUUCUCUACAGUCUGGUUGUGUCAGGACAUGGUAGAGAAGAGGCGUGUAGCUGUGAAGGUGGCCAAGGGUGGGGAGAGCUUUGCUGAGGCUGCCCAGGAUGAAAUCUCUCUCCUCCAGUGUGUGAGCAGCAUGAAGAAGAAGGACCGAGCAGGGGAGAAUAUUGUCCAUUGUUUAGAUGACUUUAAAAUGAUUGGAGCAAAUGGCUUCCAUGUGUGCUUGGUAUUUGAAUUGCUGGGUCCUUCUCUGCGAUGUCUGCUGAGGAGCCAUGGAGCCCAGGGUCUCCCCUUGCCCUUUGUGAAAAAAGCCUUACAGCAGGUACUGGCAGGGCUGCAGUUCCUGCAUACAAAUUGUCGAAUUAUCCAUACAGACAUCAAGCCAGAGAACAUCUUGCUGCAGUUGGAUGAGGAGAGUCUCCAGAAGCUUUUGCAUGACACAGCUGCCUGGAGCCAAAGCAUAAAUCUGGGCCUAAAGAAACCAGGAAUUCUUGCCAAUCAACUGGAUCAUUGCAAUAUAAUGAAAAUGGGAGUGAAAAUUGCAGACUUAGGCAGCGCAUGCUGGACCUACAAGCCCCUUUCCAAAGAGAUCCAGACCCAGCCAUAUCGAGCCCUGGAAGUUCUUCUUGGGUUAGAUUACAGCACUCCUGCAGAUAUCUGGAGCACAGCCUGCCUGGCAUUUGAAAUGGUGACCGGCGAGUGCCUUUUUGAACCCCAGGCCGGGAAAUAUUUCUCCAAAGAUGAUGAUCAUGUUGCUCGUAUCAUUGAACUCCUGGGAAGAAUUCCUCCUAAAAUUAUUUUCUCCUGGAAACAGUCAUCAAAAUUCUUCAGCAGACAAGGUGCUCUCCUACGGAUUUCCAGGCUUUUCCCCUGCACUCUAUACAACACCCUAAUGGACAGAUACAACUGGACAAAGCAUGAGGCUGCUCCAUUUACUAGCUUUCUUCUGCCAAUGCUGGAAUACACACCAGCCAAACGGACAACAGCAGUGAAAUGCCUCCAACAUCCAUGGCUGAGUAUCCAGUGUCCAGAUCAGCCUUGUGACUCUUUCUCUGGAGAUGGAACACAGAAUAUAAAUUUAUUCCACAGGACAUAGAACUAUACCAGAUGGCAAAUCUGUUGAAGAUGCAGGCCAUAGAAUUCAUAGCGGAAUUCAAGCAUUGGCAGCCUUUCUGUCUCCCACUAUGUUCCUGUCCUUUCACCAGGCUCCAUUCCCCUAACACCAUAAUCCAAGUAGCCUGAUUGUCUCACUCUCUUUCCUCAGCAGCUUGUUGUCUGUUACAAUGGAUCCAUCUCCUCUGUUCCUGAACCUAGGUGCUUUUACUCCAUUACUUUCCCAUUUAUUGCCACAUCUAUGCACCUGCCACCAAUCUGUCUACGGAGAUGGCACAACUAGGGUGACCAGAUGUCCUGAUUUUAUAGGGACAGUCCCGAUUUUGGGAUCUUUUUUCUUAUAUAGGCUUCUAUUACCCCCCACCCCCAUCCCAAUUUUUCACAUUUGCUGUCUGGUCACCCUAGGCACAACUCAACUUCCAUAUUGGUUUCUGCAGAAGCUAGACUUCCAUUAAAAGAACAGGAGUACUUGUGGCACCUUAGAGACUAACAAAUUU
Molecule: messenger RNA, 3541 nt
Organism: Mauremys reevesii (Reeves's turtle)
Lineage: Eukaryota; Metazoa; Chordata; Testudines; Geoemydidae
Product: SRSF protein kinase 3-like
Exons: 18
Coding region: 1816-3027 (403 amino acids)
Biological process (GO): protein phosphorylation; regulation of mRNA processing; spliceosomal complex assembly
Molecular function (GO): protein kinase activity; ATP binding
Source: RefSeq, a predicted model, not a curated record